CGUAUGUGAAACUCAAUUCUCAAGGAACCAUGUCUUCUCGGGCCUCUUUUUUCUCCCUUUUCCUGUUCUCAUUUCUCACUAGCUUCAAAGCUUCUGCUCAAAAUCCUAAUUACCUAGGUUGUUUUUGUCCAAAUACGACAACGUAUUCAAGGAACAGCAUUUACUUCACCAAUCUCAAAACCCUUUUGUCCUCUCUCUCUUCUCGUAAGGCCUCUUACUCCACCGGAUUCCAAAACGCCACGUCGGGACAAUCCCCCAACAGGGUCACCGGACUUUUCCUUUGCCGCGGAGACUUAUCGCCGGAAGUUUGUCGUAACUGCGUCACCUUUGCCGUUAACGAUAUCUUAACUCGGUGUCCGUAUGAGAGAGAGGUCGUUCUCUAUUACGAUGAGUGUAUGCUCAGAUACUCUAACAAGAGUAUACUCUUCACUCUAAACACCGAUGGAAAAAAAUUCAUGAUUCAGGCCUCGAAUUUUACAUCUGUUAAACAAGAUCGGCUCAGAGAUUUGGUCUUGUCCCCCAUGAAUCUAGCCGCCAUUGAAGCCGCAAGGAGUCCCGCAAAAUUCGCUGUGAGAAAAAUCGCUUUAACUUCAAUACAGAAUUUGUACGGAAUGGUUCAGUGCACUCCUGAUCUGGCGGAAGCAGAGUGCUUAGACUGUCUGCAACAAGGCAUCAACCAAAUAUCCAAUGAAAAAAUUGGGGGAAGAUUUCUUGUGCCGAGCUGUAACUCAAGAUACGAGCUCUACGCGUUUUACAACGAAACCGCCACUGAAACACGUCAAGGUCCUCAACCGCAGCUGGAUUCAGCUCCUCCUCCAGCACAACGAACACAACCACCGAUUUUAAUUUCUUCACCACAACCUGGAAAAGGCGGAAACUCCUCUAUCAAAAUCAUUGCUGUUGUUGUUCCAAUCACUGCCGUUCUUCUUUUAUUCGUAGCUGUUUUUCGUGUCCGGGCUAAGAGAAAAAAGACAGUUUAUGAGACGGAACCACUUGCUGAAGAUGGGGAUGAUAUUACGACUGCUGGCUCACUUCAGUUUGACUUAAAGGCCAUUGAGGCAGCAACGAGUAACUUUUUGCCUAGUAACAAGCUUGGUCAAGGUGGAUUCGGGGAAGUUUACAAGGGUACAUUUCCUAGUGGAGUACAAGUUGCGGUGAAGAGGCUAUCGAAGACAUCAGGACAAGGUGAAAGAGAGUUCGAAAACGAAGUUGUUGUUGUGGCAAAGCUUCAGCAUAGAAAUUUGGUAAGGCUGCUUGGUUUUUGUUUGGGAGGAGAAGAGAAGAUACUUGUCUACGAGUUUGUGCCAAAUAAAAGCCUCGAUUACUUUCUUUUUGACUCUACGAUGCAAAGGCAGCUUGACUGGGCAAGACGGUACAAGAUUAUUGGAGGAAUUGCUAGAGGAAUUCUUUAUCUUCACCAAGAUUCACGACUCACAAUUAUACACCGUGACCUCAAAGCGGGCAACAUCCUCUUGGACACUGAUAUGAACCCGAAAGUUGCAGAUUUUGGAAUGGCUAGAAUUUUUGAAAUGGACCAAACGGAAGCUAAUACAAGAAGAGUAGUUGGAACUUAUGGUUACAUGUCUCCUGAGUAUGCGAUGUACGGCCAGUUCUCCAUGAAAUCAGAUGUGUAUAGUUUUGGGGUCUUAGUUCUUGAGAUUAUAAGCGGCAUGAAGAACAGUAGUCUCUAUCAGUUGGAUGGUAGUGUUGGUAAUUUGGUUACAUAUACUUGGAGAUUAUGGAGCAAUGGGUCGCCAUUAGAGCUUGUGGAUCCAUCCUUUGGAGAUAACUAUCAAACAAACGAAAUUACCAGGUGCAUCCAUAUAGCUUUACUAUGUGUUCAAGAAGAUGUUGAUGAUCGUCCAACUAUGUCAGCAAUCCUCCAAAUGCUCACUACUAGCUCGAUCGCUCUCGCCGUUCCUAGACAACCUGGAUUUUUCUUUCGGGGUAGGCAUGAACAAGUAGGAGAAGUGGGUACAUCCGUGGAUAGGCUUGCUAUCUGUUCAAUCGAUGAUGCUUCCAUUACUAGCGUUGCUCCUCGUUGAGGAAAAAACAUUUGACUACAAGUUGUGCUGUAUGAUUGUAGAGUGUAGACUAUUAAGCUUUGACUAUGAAAAAAGAUUAGUCUAAAGCCUUGAUUGU
Molecule: messenger RNA, 2142 nt
Organism: Camelina sativa (false flax)
Lineage: Eukaryota; Viridiplantae; Streptophyta; Magnoliopsida; Brassicales; Brassicaceae
Source: RefSeq, a predicted model, not a curated record